Molecule: messenger RNA, 8438 nt
Organism: Monodelphis domestica (gray short-tailed opossum)
Lineage: Eukaryota; Metazoa; Chordata; Mammalia; Didelphimorphia; Didelphidae
Source: RefSeq, a predicted model, not a curated record
GCAUAUUUCCUUACUAUUCCUAUAGAAUUAAUUAUAUUGAUCAGAGUUCCUAAGUCUUUUAGUUGUUUUCUUUACCAUGGUGUUGUUUAUUGUUUAAAUUAUUUUCUGGGUUCUGCUUUACUCUUCAUCAAUUCAUACAAGGUUCCCCAAGUUUAUCUGAAAUCAUUCCUUUCAUCAUUUCUCAUGGGGGAAUAAUAUUCCAUUCUUUUCAUAUGCCAUAGUUUGUUCAGCUUUUCCCCAGUUGAUGGGCACUCCUUUAGUUGCAGCUCUUUGUUAUUUCAAAAAGAGCAGGUUUAUAUAAACGUGCCUUUUCUUCCAUGAUUAAUGUCAUGUUAGGUAGUAUGGGAAGUUCCAAGGAAACUGUUGUCAACUAAAUUACCUAAAUACCUAAACAACAUAAUAUAGUGAAUUAGGAAUUAAAAUUAGGAAGGCAGAAGUUAAAUCUCCUGCCUGACUCUAAUGAAUAGUAUGAUCUGGUAGUGUUAUUUUACUUUUCUGAGCCUUCAUUUCCUCAUCUGUAAAAUAAAGAUAAUACUUUUAGCGUCUCCCUCAUUAGAGAUAUUAUAGGACUUACAGUAUGUAAAAUGCUUUGCAAACUUUAAAAGUGCUAUAUAAAUACAUUCAUAAAACAACUAGAGGCUGAUGUAAGGUAACAAAAUAUGUGCUAAGCAAUGUGUUAGUGUAAUAGAAAUUCAGAAAGGAAAAAAAAAACAGCAUGACCUUUAGGGUUUUGGAAAGACUACUUACAAGAAUAGAUUUGAGCUGGGUUUUGAAAGUAAUAAAGGAUUUAAAUUAGUAGAGAGGAGAAUCUGAAUUUGGGUAGAUGGAACUAGUUGAUGUUGGCAUUUAACCAAGUUGAGGAAUACAGAGUUGAUAGAAGACUUAUAAAUUUUUGAGGAAAAGAUGAUGAACAGUGGAGCAGAGGUAUGUAAAAUGCAUACUUUUCUUUCGUUAUCCUCCCUUUCUGUCUCAUGUAUACAUUCCCUCUGGAAGAUCUUCCAUUUCAUGACAUUGAGCUUCUUCUUCUGAAUUAAUGACCUCUUUAAUUAAUGUUCCUUCUCUGUGCCUCAGUUGUCUAACCUAUAACAUGAGGGUUUUGAGCUAUUACAUCUAAGGGCCCUUAUAGCUCUUAACAUUUUUGUUUGGUUUUCAAUGUUUUAGUGACAGAGACAUCCAAGUAGAGAAUUCCUUUUAGGUAGUUGAAAAUAUAGAAUUGGAACUUAGUUGACAAGUUAGAGAAGACAGUUAUUUAUCAGUUCAGAGGUUGUGGUAGCACUCCAAGAGAAAGCAUAUUCAGAGGCAGAAGGCCAAGUAGUAAAUCUUGAGACGCACACAGAGUUUGAAUGAAUAGCCCAGAAGGUGCUAUCAGAGGAGUUAGAAAUGCUUUUGGUAGUAGGUGGUAAUUGUGGUAGUGAAAAUCUGGGAGAGUGAAAUGUCAUAAAAACCAAAGGUACACAGUCUUGACAAGCCUGAGUUGAUGUCACACUAGUGUUAAAUGUAGCAAUAGCAAUCAAAAGCAAGGACUCAAAUGAGAAUUAUUAGGUUUAUGAAGAAAAAAGUUACUCUUCUUGGAGAGAACAUUAUCAGUGGAGUGGUAGAGUUAGGAAUCGAAACUGUAAGGUAUCUAGGAAGGAAUAAAUAGGAACUGCAAACAACAUAGGUAAACCAUUUGAGGAAUGGAAAAAGGAAUAGGAUGGAAGGUAUCAUGGGAAGAGUUUUGUUUAGGAUUUUGGGGACCCAAGAUUACUUGGAAGACUGAAAAAACAAGGAUUCUGUGGAGAAGAGGUUUAUAUUAUUUCAGUUUCAGUGUAUCUCAUGGUUUUCUUGUGAAAAUGUGGCUUGUACAUAUUCAAUAAAGAUUUGAAUUAAAUGUAGAAUACUACUUUGGUGCUUGAAGGAUUUAUAAUUUUAUAAAUGUGGCUAUGUCCUGUUUAUUGAUGCAUCAUAACCUCCCUACAAUUCAAUAGCUAACAACCUUUAUUAUUACCUAGUGCUUUCCAUAAACUUAUGUCCUUUGAACCAAAAACAAACAAACAAACAAAAAAAAACAGUGAAAUAGGCGCUAUUUUAUAUUAUACUGAUUUUACAGAAUAGAAAACAUGCUGAGUGACGGUAAGGGAUGUGUCCCAGAGUCUCAAAGCUAUUAACUGUUUGAGAUAGAAUUCAAACCUAAGGUGUUUUUUUGUUUGUUUGUUUGUUUUUUAAUCCUUACCUUGUCUUGGAGUCAAUACAAUGUAUGUAUUGGUUCCAAGGCAGAAGAGUAGUAAGGGCUAGGAAAUGGAGGUUAAGUUACUUGCCCAGGGUCACACAGAUGGAAAGGGUCUGAGGUCAGAUUUGAACCCAGGACCUCCUGUCUCUAGGCCUGACUCUCAAUCCACUGAGCUACCCAGCUGCCCCCUCAAACCUAGGUCUUAAAGAAUCUGAGUCUAACAUUCUUCAUAGGCUGCGUGUGCUUGUUCAUUGAUUGAUUAGACCAGUGGUUCUCAACCUUUCUAAUGCCGUGACCCCACAAUACAGUUCCUCAUGUUGCAGUGACCCCAAACCAAAAAAUUAUUUUGGUGGCUACUUCAAAACUGUAAUUUUUGCUACAGUUAUGAUUCAGAAUGUAAAUACCUUAUAUGCAUCACUCAUUGCUACUAAUUGAGAGGUUGAGAACUGCUGGAUUAGUCCAAGAGUUGCCAUUUCCCAGUGAUUCUUCUGGCCUUUACCAGUAGAGCUCUAUCUUCUAACAAAGUACAGCUAAGUAAAACAGACUAAAACUUUGAACUUUAUAUUUUAAAAGAUCUAUUCAUAUUUUCUACUAUCAUUUUUUGGAUUUUUAUGUAUUGAUUUAGUGAAUGUCACAGAUAAAGCAAACAAUUAUAAAGCAUUUAGUUUGUCACUCUCAUGUCAACAUGGCAAAGAACCUCUCUGAACUUGCUAGGCUGGUUUUUGAACAGUUGGCACAGUCUCUCAGUGGACCCUUUUUUGAAGCUUUUACAAGCUCUGUGCAGUCUGCACCCUCCUAGCUUUGUCCCCCCAGGACCUAGGGCAUCAAACGAUGACUUUAAUAAAAAAUAUUAAUUCUACCAGAGAUAAAAUGAGAACUGAUCAUUUUCAAAUUCACAAGGUAUGGUCGGACUCCAAAAUCAGCACUUGCAACUGAGGCUAUUAAAAUGCUUCCCAAAGUUGGUAUUCACUUUUGUACAUAUUUAUUUGCCUAACAUGUCACACAGGUUUGUUUGACUAUUGAUCUUGUUGGUUUGUGAAUAUCAUGCUGUUGUAUCUCAGAGUUAAUAUGGUAGACUCUCUCAGAAUGAGCCAUGCAUAAAAGUUCAUGAUGCAACCAGUGUAUUUGAAUUCAUUGGCAGAGGGCUGUGCCUCCAGUCAUGUGAUCGGGGGUUGCUGUGAUUAGCUGGUACGUUUGCAGGAUUCUAUGUUUAAAUUGGUGUGUAGAGGAGGAGGAGAAGCUGCAGACAGUGAGUCAGCAGUUAGGGCUGGUCAAAGGUUACUGGGAAGUUCAGCUCCUGUCAAUAUUCCAGGUUCUCUUCCCCGUUCACCAUCUUUGCAUUCAUCAUCCUCUCUCUCAACUUCCCCACUCAGUUCUUUGUCUCAGUCAUUAUCUCAGCCACUUAUUCCAUCCACUAUGACUCCUCACCAACAGCAGCCUCAACAUUUGAAAUCAGAACAUAAUGUUUUAGGCACUUCAGCCUCUUCUCAUAAUUCUCUAGGUUUAAAUGGUGUCAAUGGCAGCAUCUGGGAUUUUGUAACUGGGAGUUUCUCUCCUAGUCCUUCCCCUAUAUUGAGCACUGGAACUGCCCCUUCAUCAAAUUCAAGUGCUCAUGGCAGUGAAUUAGCUCGAGUCAGGCGGGAACUUGAUGAGGCCAAGAGGAAAAUCAAACAGUGGGAAGAUUCUUGGCAACAAGUAAAACAGGCUUGUGAUGCAUGGCAGAGAGAGGCCCAUGAAGCAAAGGAGCGUGCUAAAGUAGCAGAUACUGACAAACAGUUAGCUUUACAGAAGAAGGAAGAAGUUGAAAAUAAAUUUAAACGGCUACAGGAAGAAUUUGAAAGGCUUGGUUUAUCCUCCAAAUUUCCUGUUCUGAGAAGCUAUGGAGACAUAGAGACCAUCCCUUUACCAAAGCUGCAUUCCUUACAAAGUCAGCUGCGUUUAGAUUUAGAAACUGUGGAUGGGGUAAUUUUCCAACUUCAUUCGAAAAAAUGUGUCGUGUGCCAUGAACAUGAUCGUAGUAUAGUUCUGCAGCCAUGUCAGCAUUAUGUCCUCUGUGAGCACUGUGCAUCUAACCAGCCUGAAUGUCCUUACUGCAAGGCUCAGCCAAUCAAGUGGUGACCCCCAGCCCUGGUACUCGUCUGUAGCUCUUUAUGAAAUGACAUCUGCUAUAUCAUGGUAACUAAUUAAGGACACUAUUUUAGGUUUCUAGUAUUUUAUAUAAAAGACAGAUGUAGUAAUUAGUGACAGACUGAUCACAAUCUGGACCUCCAAGGAGAUAGAUAAUGAUAGUUUUUUUAAUGACUAUUAUUUGACUGCCUUUACAUAUUGACUUUUUUUUUUUAACCAACCAUGUCCUAAUGUUUCAUGGCUACUUUGAUCCUCAAAACCCUUAAGAACGAACACGAACACACACACACACACACACACACACACACACAAAAUUCAUUUUCUCUUUCUGAACUAAGCAUAGCAAAGGUGCCUAUUCUGAAUGUUGUUCAGUGGGGAACAAAGUAUCUCUCUGUUACGUGAAUAGGCAGCCUCAUUGAAAAAUGUCCCUCAGAGCAUUUAAUCUAUGACCUGUUAGUGUGUGUGUGUUAUAAAUCAUGCCAGUAUUUUGGAAUCAGUCUAACACUACUGUUUACUAGAUUAUUAGAAGAAGUUUGAUUCUUGUGAAAGCACUUUGUUAACCAGGGGGUUUAGUUAGAGGUUAUGAUGUUGUUUUAAAUUGCUUUAAGCUGCUUUCUAGGUUUCAUGUUUUUUUUUUUAAUAUACGAUAAUAUGAAGCUUUAUAUGUGUACUGUGAACUUAAAAUAUUUCAUAUCAGUUUAUUAUUGUUAAAUCAUAGUAUGGUAAAUAUAUUGUUAGAUUUCAUAUUCUGAAAUUAGUACUUAUAAAAUGAACAUUUAUCUAGUAGUGAAAAACUUGCCUAGGAUUUUUACAGUUUUCAAAUUAAGUGCAAACAGAUAGUAUUUAUAAGCAAAGAGAGUGAUUAUUGAAAGGCACAUAUACUUAAGCAUUUAGAUAGGUUUUUAAUUUUAUGAAAGGAACUAAUUUUCCUAAACGUGUGCAUUUGCACAUAUUCCAAUUGGAGUUUUGUAAUCCUAAUGAAAUGAUUUUAAGAGAGAUCUAUCAUGCAUUUAUAUGAUCCAUGGCCACUUUUUCCAAGUGCCUAUAUGCCUUGCAAAAGAAUUGAAGGAAAGAGCUUACAUUUUUUAUUUUGUUCUUUUAUCCCUUAAAAAUGUGCAAGACAAUUUGAUACUAACAAAAAUCCUUACCUUUCUGUAAUGAUAACAACUCAAUAAUCUUGUAAGGGAUGUGACACUAGAAUUUUUAAAUUUGAAUUAAACUACACAGCUGUGUUUGGUGAUCAAAUUAUUUAGGUCUUUAAUCAGGCAAUGGUGCUUUGUAAUUUUUUAGAGUUGUUGAUAGUCAUUCGUAUUUAACACUGACCGUUGGGAGUAUGCAAUUCAGGAGAAAUCAUUUACUGUAUGUUAACACUGUAUUUUGUUACUUUCAUAGAAUUAGCUUUUGGUAUAGGAAAAUGUUAACAAUGGUGGUUUUAUUCUACAAAUAUGAGUGUGACACAGGUACAGCUGACAUUGAAAAGACCUUCUACUGUGUUACCUAAUUUGUAUAUUCAAUUACUGUUCUCAACAUAAGAAGUUCAUUCAUGUGACCAGCAAAGUUUAAUUUAAUCUCUUAAAAAUGUCUUGAAAAUGAACAAAUCCAGGCUAACCACACCCUUUCAACUUUGGCAUCUGGCUGAGUGAAUUGGAAUAGUUAGAAGAUCUGGGGGGCCUGGACUGAGGGCAGGCCUAAGAAGGCAGCUCACCAGGGAGUAGAUCCAGCACCUUCUUAGUCAGUAGGCCCAGGAUGUUUAUAUGAAGGGUGGAUGGAGAGGGAGGGAGGAAGUGACAGAGGAGACAAGGUUGAGCCUGGCCUUUUGCUCCCUCACCACUAAGCCUUUUCAACACAAAGAGCUAUAGGCAGGAAGACAAAAUAAAAUCGGACUCCUGUGGCAAUAAGCUGGGAGUGCAAAUUGGGAAACAGAGAGCAGGAGCAUUUGUGCACUGAGAUAUGAACAAAACUUUAGAAUGUUUUCUGACAAGGAUUCUAAUCACUCCUACUCUGGAUUUGGACAUUUUCCUUAUAUAUUAAACACUUGAGAAAAAUGGUUUCAGUUUAUCCAAACUAACUUUAUUCUCAGCAGAGCAGGUUGCUGCCUCCAGACACUUAGGUCUAGGUGGUGCUAUAAUUAGAGCAGUUUUUUGUUUUUUGUUUUUAUUCACCAAAUGGAGAUUUGGGGAGGGAAGGGUGUGAGGCAAGGAGAGAUGAAGUGGUACUUGAAUAAUCAAGCUUUGCUGUGAAUAUCAAUGGACUUCUCUACUUGUGUGGGCUUUGCCAAAGACUUUUAUUAAACAUUAAUAGCAUUUUUUUAAAAGUGCAAAGUGACUAGGUAAGAAUUUUUAACAGUGACCAAAUUAGAAUGUAUUGUAAGGUAGUAGAUGAUGUUUUGAUUUUUUAAAAAAUGUUUUAAAACCUACAACUGAUUUUAGACAAUGGUUUUAUUAUCUCAAUAUAGAAGAAUGUGGCACCACAACAUUCUGCAGCUAUUGUGCUAAUAACAAAGGUAACUAUGUUCCUAGUUUUUAGUGAAGGUUUUUUGUUUUUAAUUGUAGUGAAAUGAUUCAGAUUUAUAUUAAAAAGUGGUCAUAUGCCUCAAUGCUUUUAGUUCAGUACUUAAAUAUAUUUUUGUGCUACUGUUAUCACUGUUUAAAAUUCUUUUAUUUUUAUUAAUAUUUAUGCACUUGUUUCUCAUUUUAGGCCUUUUAUUUGGCCUUUUUGGGGUAACAGGACAGUGUUUAUUGUCUAUAAUUGACUUUUCAAAAUUAUGAACAAGUUAGAACAAUUAAGCUUUAGAUCUUCAUAAGCUAAUGUGGUCAGUUUUUUUUGUUGAAUUUGGCUAAUUCUCAGGAGAUGACUUAUCUCCAGAGCUAACAUUCCCAUGGCAUCUCCUUCACACAGUGAGGAGAAGAUAGGGGCUGGGCUCUUCCCAAAGGCCCACCAUUAAGAAGCACAUUUGGCAUAGGGCCUGGAUUUUCUAGUAGUAAACACCUGUGUUGGCUCUCUGUGUAAUAAUCACUGAUAGUUUUUCAGUGUGAGAAGAGUUGCAGGUGUGUGUCCUUAUGUUAUUGUAGUGCUCAUCAUAGACUGAAAUUUGAGUUUUUAAAGACUGGGAGGAAAAAGGAGAGACCAAAGAAAUGUACCUAUGAGUGAAAUUCCCAGAGUAAGCAGCCUGGUCCUCUGUUACAUGCUACUAUUCUGGCCAGUUUCCUGGGUGUGCUGAAUGAACCAUUUACAUAAAGAAAGAUGCUUUCUCUGUGCCACUUUAAGUCUAUAGUCUGUUUCAGUUCCUUAGAAAUGUGACCUCCACAAGAGCAAUUUCCAGUCUUUUCCAAAGUGAUAUUUUUAAUACUGGAAAGUACAUGUUACAGUGAAUAGGAAAAUGCUCAAUAGGGAAUGUCACAGGUUUCAUUGGCCUGGGCAAACCUGCUAAAUAGAAACUAACAGAUGCAAGACAGACCUAACAAUAUUGUAGUUUAUUCAUUGUUUCCAUUUCUCUGAAGUUGAAUCACCCCAGUGCUUGUAGGGACCAUGUGGCAGAGAGCAAGUUGAGUGUUUUUUGAAGUGAAUGCAGUUCAGGCCUUGUGCUCUCUGUAGAUUGAAGUAGCCAGGGAGCAGAGGAGACACCUGUCUCAGGGUGGGUUUCACAGUAAAGAAUUCUUGUUCUACAAAGUGGAGAGUGUUGGUUUCAAAAGGAGCUCGAACUGUGUGUUUAUAGAUAUGUUCAAAUUAUUCCAUCAUCAUUUUUGUUGCCUAUUGUCUUUCAACUAUCUAGUGUUAAAUAUUGGUAGUAAUAUUAUUGUCACAAUAUAUUUGUGUAACUGUGGUCAGCAUAAGACCUUAAUUCAAUAUGGACUUUUCAUAUGUAUUAAUUUAUGAAAGCCGCUAAUAUGGUUUGAGUGUUUAGAUGAGAAUGUUAUUGUGAAUGGAAUUUCCUUAACCCAGAAGGUAGUAUUUAUAAUGCAUAAUCAUUUACUUGUAAUGAAUUGUUUAAGAUUGUUAACACUUGUUAAAUUUUUUUACACUAUAGCAUUUAUGCAAUGGUUUACAGAAUUCAUGGAAUUAUUUUUAUUAUCAGUAUGGGAAUUAAAAUUUUGAAUCUUUA